This is a messenger RNA of Saccostrea cuccullata (small rock oyster), 1268 nucleotides long. Its product is annotated as leucine-rich repeat-containing protein 57-like. Gene Ontology annotation, molecular function: protein binding. The record is from RefSeq and is a predicted model, not a curated record. The coding region runs from base 53 to 769 and encodes 238 amino acids. NCBI's taxonomy places the organism in Eukaryota, Metazoa, Mollusca, Bivalvia, Ostreida, Ostreidae. The transcript is spliced from 6 exons.
CUGGUGUUUGACAGUAAUCUCAACAUUUAAAAUGUGAAAUAAGUUAUUAAGAAUGGGAAAUUCGAACAUAACACAGCAUAUUGAGACCGCAGAGAAAACAGGUGCCUGUCAGCUGUGUAAAGCCGGGCUGAAAGAGUUUCCAAAGGAUCUGCAAAAGCUCACAAAGAAUCUGAGGACCCUAGAUUUAUCUGAUAACAAGCUUCCUGAGUUACCUCCCUCUAUCGGCUCAUUUUCACUUCUGAAGAAUCUGGUGCUGUCCAGGAACAAGCUAGAAAUUUUACCAGAAGAACUUGGGAAUUUGAAGAAAUUAGAAAGUUUAUCACUGGAUGGUAAUAGUCUAACAAGACUUCCUGAGUCUCUGUCACAGUUAUCAAACUUACGAACUCUGAAUGUGUCAGAGAAUAAAAUCACAAGCUUUCCAAGGUCACUUAAUACCCUUAAAAAUCUGGAUGCUGUGAAUUUAUCAAGGAAUAAAAUAACAGAAAUUCCCGAAUAUGUCAGCACAUGUCAAGCGAUUGAACUCAACUUAAAUCAAAACCAGAUUUCUCGUCUGUCUGAGAGUAUUUCCCAGUGUCCAAGGUUAAAGGUAUUGCGACUAGAGGAGAACUGCUUAGAUAUAUCUGCGUUUACACCUAAAAUCCUGAAGGAAUCAAAGAUAGCUCUCUUUGCUGUGGAGGGGAAUGUUUUUGAUAUGAAAUCUUUUCACAACUUGGAAGGCUAUGAAGAGUAUAUGGAAAGAUAUACAGAAACAAAGAAAAAGUUUAAUUGAGAUAAUAACCUGAAAAUACUUUAGUCCUUCUCUCAUUUGUUUUUUGUAUAUUGUGUUCAUAAGAUUUAUUGUAUAAUGAAGGGAUAAUGAACAAUUCUGAAUAAAUUAUGUAUUCUAAAUAAUGAUUAAAAUGAAGAACCUAAUUCACAUGAGUGGUAACAUAUUAGAAGCCAGUCAUUUUGCAAUGUUUUUGACAAGCUAUGUUCCCUUGAUCAAAAUUAGUAACAUUUCUCUCAAAAUAUAUGCAGUUAAAUAAUUCAUUUUAUUCUAUAUUUAGAAAAAAAUAUGAAGAGAAAGUUUGUGCAAAUUUUCAGUAAGGGAUUUGUAGGAAAUUCAAAUUAAUUUUUUUAAUAUCUUGAGAGAACACAUCUCUCCAAAUAAAAAAAAAAGCAUGUAAAUUCUCAUGAUGGGGUAUUUAUUCAAAAAAUACCUUCAAAUUUAUAACCAUGAUUACAAAAAUUGUACCAUUCAUUUAUUAGAUAUGGUAGUUCUGAUGAAU